AGGAAUCUUUAUGGCGCAAUCCUCUCUCCCUUUUCUUCCAUUCCACCCUCUUCGACCUCACAUCGCGUCUCUGCAUCGCCCAGUCAGCAGCCGCCGUUCUUUUACAAGUUGCAUAUUUACAUACAGUCACUCGUUUCCCCCUUCCCGCUCUCGCUUUUUCACCCUACACGUACCUAAUUUUUAUACCUACUCCCAGUCUCUCGUUAUUCAGUUGCAAAAGCCUCUUGAUCUCACUUGAGACGCUUGUGUUCGAACCGUUAGCUUUAGACUUCCCAACCUAACUAUCAAAAUGCGUUUCACCGCCGCCGCCGUCCUCGCUUUCGCGAGCGCAGUUGUUGCCCAGACUGCUGGGUUUGAUGUCUUCUCGAAGCCUACUCAAGGCGAGGAGAUUCCUGCCGGAUCCAACUAUGAGAUCGAGUGGCAGCCCAGCAGCGACUACACCGGCACCGUGACCAUUACUCUCCUGGGUGGCGUUGCCCCCAACAAGCUCGAUGACAUUGCUGUCGUCGCAAAGUCCAUUGACACCGCGGCUGGUUCUUACGACUGGGCCGUUGGCGAGGAUCUUGGCAAGGACGCUGUCUAUGGUCUCCGUAUCAACCUGGACUCGGACUCGACUGUUUUCCAAUACUCGUUCCCCUUCGUCAUCAAGGCUGGCAGUGGUUCGGCGAACUCGACCGGCAGCGCCUCCGCCUCCGCAUCCGCCUCUGCCUCUGCCUCUGCCUCAGCCACCGGCAGCAGCUCGGCCUCGGGCUCCAGCAACGGCACCUCUACCAUCUCUGCCACCUACACCCAUCACACCAGCGCGACCAAGUCUACUUCGGCCCCGGUCACCUCGGGCACUGGCGCCCCGACCGAGACCGUCGUCACUCUCACCACCACCCCCUCCGCUUCCGCCUCCGGCACCUCCCCGCCCGCCACCGUCCCCAGCAACCCGGCAGGGACUGUUGCGGCCAGCUCGUUGGCUCUCAUCGGCGGCCUUGCCAUGGCCAUCUUUGCUCUGUAAAAGGUCGAAUGUCCGAAGCCCGGGUCGAUAAUGCAGCUGCUGUGUGUCGCCGGGAUUUUUUUUCAUUCUUCAUUAGGAACCUAAUUGGUCAGGGGCAUGCGCGCCGUGCACUGGAGCGAGGGAAUGUUGACAAAGGGAACCCGGUUUUGGUCUCCCAAUUACGGUUGGGAAUCUCAUAGACGAUCUUUGCGAUCGCCCGUUCGCGUCUCAUCUGGGUAGUUGUUUAGAGUUAGAGGGACGUAUACCUCUUGUAUCUAAUGGCGUUAUAUUCCGUAAGCUUGACAACGAUAUCAUACCUGUCUAG
Molecule: messenger RNA, 1307 nt
Organism: Phialemonium atrogriseum
Lineage: Eukaryota; Fungi; Ascomycota; Sordariomycetes; Cephalothecales; Cephalothecaceae
Product: Ser-Thr-rich glycosyl-phosphatidyl-inositol-anchored membrane family-domain-containing protein
Exons: 2
Coding region: 290-1003 (237 amino acids)
Source: RefSeq, a predicted model, not a curated record